UCUGAUCCGCUGUUCCGAAGAACCACCCCCAAAUUCCGACCACCAAACCCUAGCUAGCUAGCCAUGGCGCUGGCUCCGGCGGGUCCCGGCGGCGGCGGCGGCGACGGGCUGCGGAAGCUGGAGUACCUGUCGCUGGUAUCCAAGGUGUGCUCGGAGCUGGAGACGCACAUCGGGGUCGGCGACAAGGUGCUGGCCGAGUUCAUCACGGAGCUCGGCCGCGACGCGCCCUCCGUCGCCGACUUCGACGCCAAGCUCAAGGCCAACGGCGCCGACCUCCCGGACUACUUCGUCCGCACGCUCCUCACCAUCAUCCACGCCAUCCUCCCGCCGCCGCCCUCCCGGAACCCCGGCUCAUCGGCCGCGCAGUCCGGCUCCAAGUUCAGCGCGCUCUCCCGCCCCGACGACCCGGACCGCGCCCGCGAUCUCCGCCUCGAGCUCGAGCGCGACGCCAGUGCCGCGGCGGGGGCUGCGGCCGACGCCCCCGCCCAUUCUUCCAGGGACCGCCGUGGCGACGACCGACGGCAGGAUCGCGACCAUGACCGUCCGCGUGACGACGACCGCCGAAGGGAUCGGGAUCGGGACCGUGACCGUGACGACCGCCGACGGGAUCGUGACCAAGGCCGCGGGCGUGGUGACCCUAGCCGGGACCAAGGCCGUGAUCAUGACCGGGAUCGAGACCGUGGCCGGGCACGCGACGACGACCAAGGCCGUGACCGAGACAAUAACCGGGAUCGACACCGUGGCCGUGACAGAGAUAGUGAGGGAGACCGGGGUGGUAACUGGCGGAGGGACCAGGAUCGCCACCACGAAAAGGAAAGAGACACAGACAGGGACGACAGGAGGAGCAGGAAGUAUGUGGACGAUGAUGGAGAGCAGGAGAGGGGUGGAGGAAGGAAAACAGAGAAUACCGGUGCAAAUAUCUCUGGGGAGCCGGAGCUGUACCAGGUGUACCGUGGGAGGGUGACCAGGGUAAUGGACACUGGUUGCUUUGUCAGGCUUGAGGAUGUUCGUGGUGGCCGGGAGGGGCUUGUUCAUAUAUCCCAGAUGGCAAGCAGGCGGGUGGCGAAUGCAAAGGAGCUGGUGAAGCGUGAUCAGGAGGUGUUUGUGAAGGUGGUUUCAGUGAAGGGAGAAAAGUUGAGUCUCUCACUGAGGGAUGUUGAUCAGGAUACAGGAAAGGACCUCCUGCCGAUGCAGCGUGGUGCAGAGGAUGCACAAAGGAAUAACCCAUCUGGUGCAAGCGGCGGUGCUGUUGGGUCUGGCAGGAGGUUGGGUCUAUCAGGGAUUGUGAUUACAGAGGAGGAUGAGGUUGCACCCAUCUCAAGGCGUCCGCUCAAGCGGAUGAGCUCGCCGGAGAGGUGGGAGGCGAAGCAGCUGAUUGCUUCGGGUGUUCUGGAUGUUAGGGAUUACCCGCAGUUUGAUGAGGAUGGGGAUGGUAUGCUGUAUCAGGAGGAAGGUGCAGAGGAGGAGUUGGAGAUUGAGCUUAACGAGGAUGAACCAGAGUUUUUGCAGGGACAGAGCAGAUUCUCAAUUGACAUGUCACCUGUUAAGAUUUUCAAGAAUCCAGAGGGUUCAUUGAGCCGAGCAGCAGCCCUCCAGACUGCUCUCAUAAAGGAGCGGCGUGAGGUUCGAGAACAGGAGCAGAGAGCAAUGCUGGACUCGAUACCGAAGGAUCUGAAUCGGCCAUGGGAGGACCCAAUGCCUGAUACAGGUGAGCGACACCUUGCACAGGAGCUGAGAGGUGUUGGGCUGUCAGCUUAUGACAUGCCAGAAUGGAAGAAGGAGGCAUAUGGAAAAGCUUUAACUUUUGGGCAGAGAUCAAAGCUUUCAAUACAAGAGCAGAGGCAAACUCUUCCCAUAUACAAGUUGAAGAAAGAGCUAAUUCAAGCUGUGCAUGAUAAUCAAGUUUUGGUUGUUAUUGGAGAAACUGGUUCUGGAAAGACAACACAGGUGACACAAUAUUUGGCUGAGGCAGGUUAUACCACAAGGGGUAAAAUUGGUUGUACUCAACCUCGUAGGGUGGCUGCAAUGUCUGUUGCAAAAAGAGUGGCAGAAGAAUUUGGCUGUCGAUUGGGAGAGGAAGUUGGUUAUGCCAUUCGCUUCGAGGAUUGCACUGGUCCAGAAACUGUGAUAAAAUACAUGACUGAUGGUAUGCUUUUGCGUGAAAUUCUAGUUGACGAGAACCUUUCCCAGUAUUCAGUAGUCAUGCUUGAUGAAGCGCACGAAAGGACCAUCCAUACAGAUGUUCUCUUUGGUUUGCUGAAGCAGCUUGUUAAGCGUAGACCUGACAUGAGGCUCAUUGUUACUUCCGCUACUCUUGAUGCCGAAAAAUUCUCUGGGUAUUUCUUUAACUGCAACAUCUUCACAAUCCCGGGAAGAACAUACCCAGUGGAGAUACUCUACACCAAACAACCAGAAAGUGACUACUUGGAUGCUGCAUUGAUUACUGUACUGCAGAUUCACUUGACAGAGCCAGAAGGUGAUAUCCUUGUUUUCUUGACCGGUCAAGAGGAGAUUGAUCAUGCCUGUCAAUGUCUGUAUGAGAGGAUGAAAGGGCUGGGAAAGGAUGUCCCUGAACUCAUAAUUUUGCCUGUCUACAGUGCUCUGCCUAGUGAAAUGCAGUCAAAGAUCUUUGAGCCAGCUCCACUUGGGAAGAGGAAGGUGGUCGUGGCCACCAAUAUUGCAGAAGCUUCUUUGACCAUUGAUGGCAUAUAUUAUGUCGUUGAUCCUGGUUUUGCCAAAAUCAAUGUUUAUAAUUCAAAACAAGGGCUUGAUUCAUUGGUCAUCACUCCAAUUUCACAAGCAUCAGCGAAGCAAAGAGCAGGGCGUGCUGGCCGUACUGGACCUGGCAAAUGUUAUCGUCUAUACACUGAAAGUGCCUAUCGCAAUGAAAUGUCUCCCACGACAAUUCCAGAAAUUCAGAGGAUCAACUUGGGAUCUACAGUUCUUAAUAUGAAGGCAAUGGGGAUAAAUGACCUAUUAUCAUUUGAUUUUAUGGACCCCCCAGCACCUCAAGCACUUAUCUCUGCUAUGGAGCAGCUUUACAGCCUUGGUGCUCUUGACGAGGAGGGCCUUCUUACCAAAUUGGGUAGAAAAAUGGCUGAAUUUCCCCUGGAUCCACCACUUUCAAAGAUGCUGCUGGCUAGCGUUGACCUUGGAUGCAGUGAUGAGAUACUCACUAUCAUAGCAAUGAUUCAAACUGGGAAUAUUUUCUAUAGGCCUAGAGAAAAACAGGCUCAAGCUGAUCAAAAGAGGGCCAAAUUUUUCCAGCCGGAGGGGGAUCAUCUUACUCUUCUGGCUGUAUAUGAAGCUUGGAAGGCAAAGAACUUUUCAGGGCCCUGGUGCUUUGAGAACUUUGUUCAAUCAAGAUCGUUAAGGCGAGCACAAGAUGUGAGGAAACAGCUUCUUACUAUCAUGGACAGGUAUAAAUUGGAUGUUGUUGCCGCUGGGAAGAACUUCACAAAGAUAAGGAAAGCGAUCACCGCGGGCUUCUUUUUCCACGCCGCGAGGAAGGAUCCCCAGGAAGGAUACAGGACCUUGGUAGAGAACCAGCCGGUUUACAUCCACCCGAGCAGCGCGCUAUUCCAGCGGCAGCCAGACUGGGUCAUCUACCACGAGCUCGUCAUGACGACCAAGGAGUACAUGAGGGAGGUGACGGUGGUCGACCCGAAGUGGCUGGUGGAGCUGGCGCCAAGGUUCUACAAGUCAUCGGACCCGACCAAGAUGAGCAAGAGGAAGCGGCAGGAGAGGAUCGAGCCCCUGUAUGAUCGCUACCAUGAGCCCAACUCGUGGCGUCUCAGCAAGCGCCGAGCUUGAAUGCCAUGCACAUUGUAUGCUGCUCCAUGUGCUGGUUUAUUAGAAAUUUUGGUGUGUCUGCAAAUAUUUGUAUGCUCAGCUCCUAGACGCUAGUAUCAUCAAUUUACUACAGUAGGUAUUUUCACAAACGGUCUGAUGCCUCUUAAGCCUUGGGACUCGCUUGUGCCUCGACCUUUUACUGGGUGAUUCACUUCUCUCUUGUUACGUGUAUAAUAACCUUGAGACUCGCUGUGUCAUAUGUUUCCAGUUCGACGUUUUACCAUUUAUUACUGGGUGAUUCAGUUC
This is a messenger RNA of Brachypodium distachyon (stiff brome), 4098 nucleotides long. Its product is annotated as probable pre-mRNA-splicing factor ATP-dependent RNA helicase DEAH5. Gene Ontology annotation, cellular component: intracellular anatomical structure; catalytic step 2 spliceosome. Gene Ontology annotation, molecular function: RNA helicase activity; ATP binding; RNA binding. Lineage: Eukaryota; Viridiplantae; Streptophyta; Magnoliopsida; Poales; Poaceae. Gene Ontology annotation, biological process: mRNA splicing, via spliceosome; spliceosomal complex disassembly. The record is from RefSeq and is a predicted model, not a curated record. The coding region runs from base 64 to 3813 and encodes 1249 amino acids. The transcript is spliced from 2 exons.